UCUCUCCUCGCAACAGCCGGCCUCUGAAGGGAAGGAAGAGGCGGGCGGGGGAGGCAGCAUGGCGGCCGUAGCCACGGCGCUAGAGUCGGUCUCCAGCAGCAGCAGCAGCAGCAGCAGCACUAGCAGCGUCGCCCUGGAGGGAGGAGGAGGAGGAGGCGGGAGCAGCAGCAAUAGCAGCCGCCACGAGAAGAGCCUGGGCCUCCUGACGGCCAAGUUCGUGUCUCUGCUGCAGGAGGCCAAGGACGGCGUGCUCGACCUCAAGGCGGCUGCUGAUACACUUGCUGUAAGACAGAAGAGGCGGAUCUAUGAUAUCACCAAUGUUUUGGAAGGGAUAGAUCUCAUUGAAAAAAAGUCAAAAAACAGCAUCCAGUGGAAAGGUGUGGGUGCUGGCUGUAAUACAAAAGAGAUUGUGGACAGGUUGAGAUACCUUGAAGCAGAAAUUGAAGAUCUAGAACUAAAAGAAAAAGAGUUAGAUCAGCAGAAAUUGUGGUUACAGCAAAGCAUAAAAAAUGUUAAGGAAGAUUCUACAAAUAAACAUUUUUCAUACAUCACCCAUGAAGACAUUUGUGAUUGCUUCAAUGGGGAUACACUGCUAGCAAUUCAGGCACCUUCUGGCACACAACUGGAAGUUCCUGUACCUCAUGUGGGACAAAAGAAAUACCAGAUCAAUCUAAAGAGUAAUUCAGGGCCUAUUCAUGUAUUGCUCAUAAAUAAAGAGUCCACUUCCUCCAGGCCAGUGGUUUUUCCUGUACCUCCACCAGAUGACCUCCUACAUCCUCCAUCUCAACCUACUGUUCCAUUGACUCCCUCUAAAACUAAUGCAGAGCCUCAGAUAUCACAAGUAUCUGGAGCCUCCAAUCAGGAACAAUCCCUGUUACAGACACCAGUCAGAGAUAUGCCAACAGACAUCAGUCUACAAGACAUCCCAACUCCAGAGACUCUCUAUGCCAGCAUUCCAGAUUCUGAGCUGUAUGACAGCCUUGUGACAGAAACCACACCUAGCUCAAAUACCUGCCAGCCAUUAAUUCCGCUGGAUGUUAAUAGUAUUCUCAAACCAAACACAUUUGACAUAGCAAAGAUGGAUGAGCCUGGAGGCAUAAUUAACAGUGAUAUAAUUGAUGAACUGAUGUCUUCUGAUGUUUUUCCUCUCUUAAGGCUUUCUCCUACUCCUGGAGAUGACUACAACUUCAACCUGGAUGAUAAUGAAGGAGUUUGUGAUCUCUUUGAUGUGCAGAUACUGAACUAUUAAGAUUUGAAGCAGCCAGAUUGCCUCAUCUACCUCUAACUAUGUAAUAUUGUACACUUAAUUUCAUAAUGCAAGUAGUGUAUUUAAAAUAAUUAAUGUAAAACUUCUGUAAUUCAACACUGGGUGUACAUAUUUCUCUUAUUGUGAACAAAUGGUACACCUAGAAAAACAAACAUGGCCUUUUAAUACAAAGGGUGGGGUGGCAUUGAGUUGUUACAGGAUCUUAAUACAGUUGCAGUACAAUACGGUAUUGUACUUUACUGACCACAAAUUUCCAAGGUUUCUGAAUUCUCCCAUCUAUGCUUUAAUAAUAAUAUCCAAACAUCCCAGUUCAGAAAGGUUGCUGCAUUCAUUCAAAUCUUGUCCCAUGAGAACACUCUUUCUAAAACAUUGGACUUGUGUCUGAAAUGUCCACUGCCAAUUGUAAAAUGAAGGGCAUUUAUUAAAGACUGCUCCAUUUUCGUCAGUGAAAACCAACAUUUUUGUGGAGUGCCUUUUUAAACAGCACUUUAAGUUUCUUUUUUCCUUUUUUACACUUGGACAUUCCAUGUUCCUAGAUUUAGGAAAGCACUUUUUGUAAUAAGGAGUGCCAAUGCUUGUACAUUAACAAGAUCUUUAAAAUAAAAAAAUAUACAAAGA
Sceloporus undulatus (fence lizard) is the source of this 1885-nucleotide messenger RNA. RefSeq names its product E2F transcription factor 5 (gene E2F5). The record is from RefSeq and is a predicted model, not a curated record. Gene Ontology annotation, biological process: regulation of transcription by RNA polymerase II. Bases 59 to 1249 code for a protein of 396 amino acids. Lineage: Eukaryota; Metazoa; Chordata; Lepidosauria; Squamata; Phrynosomatidae. Gene Ontology annotation, cellular component: RNA polymerase II transcription regulator complex. Gene Ontology annotation, molecular function: RNA polymerase II cis-regulatory region sequence-specific DNA binding; DNA-binding transcription factor activity, RNA polymerase II-specific; protein dimerization activity. The transcript has 9 exons.